Molecule: messenger RNA, 897 nt
Organism: Nerophis lumbriciformis (worm pipefish)
Lineage: Eukaryota; Metazoa; Chordata; Actinopteri; Syngnathiformes; Syngnathidae
Source: RefSeq, a predicted model, not a curated record
AUGGCGAACACAGACGUAACUCGCUACUGUCACAGCUUUUCCUACAUCUUUCUCAAAUUCAUUCUCUUCUCCUAUGCCAUCGUUUGGUGGCUGAUAGGUGGCUUCAUCCUGGCAAUAGGUAUAUAUGCUGAGGUGGAGAGGCAGCGCUACAAGACAUUGGAGGGGGUGUUCCUGGCCCCUGCUUUGAUUCUUAUACUCCUGGGAAUCGUCAUGUUCAUUGUUUCAUUCAUUGGUGUCUUGGCAUCACUCAGGGAUAAUCUCAUUCUCCUCAAGGUGUUCAUGUAUACACUGGCGGUGUGUCUCGUUCUGGAGCUGCUGGGUGGAAUUUUGGCACUUGUGUUUCGCAACCAGACAGUGGAUUUAUUGAACAAGAACAUAAGAAGAGGCAUAGUUAACUACUAUGAUGACUUGGACUUCAAAAACAUCAUGGAUUUUGUCCAGAGGAAGUUUAAGUGUUGUGGCGGCAAAGAUUUUACCGACUGGUCAGUCAACAUGUACCACAACUGCUCUGCGCGGGGUCCACUGGCCUGUGGGGUGCCUUAUACCUGCUGCAUCAUUAAGCAAAAUGAAGUCAUAAACACAAUGUGUGGCUACAAAGCAAUGGAACUGGAGCGCUUAAACCUGAUCGACAUGAUUCACAUCAGAGGCUGCACAGACGCUUUCUUCAUUUGGCUUACGGACAACUACAAGAUUAUGGCAGGACUGCUACUGGGGAUCCUGCUGCCUCAGUUUUUUGGUGUAGCCAUUAGCUGGUUGUACAUCACCCGAGUGGAAGACGCCAUCAGCCAGUAUGGGAACGUUACAGACGGACUUCUGGACUCUAAUGCACAGAGUGGACACCACAAAAGGCAAGGCCGAGUGGCCAAGUGGUUUAAGUGUAUGCCUGAGUUUGACUGA